UCACAAAUUCAAACUUGGGCGGGAGGUGUCUCAGAGAAACGGUUGUGAGGAGAGACGUAGACUAUACCGGGAGGGAACGCAGGCCUCUAACGGGAACUUCGCCACAUGCACUGUCCCUGGAAUUGACCGGAGAGCAGAAACGGCCGGAAGAUGGCGGCCACAAUGAUAAACCUUCGUAACCUCUUUGAGCAGUUAAUGCGACAAGUGGAGGGCCUUAAUGAGGGAAUAGAGCCACAGUUCAUUCAACUUGCUAAGAACUUUGAAGAUUUUCGUAGAAAAUGGCAAAGAACAGAGCAAGAGCUGAUUAAGAGCAAAGAGAUACUGACAAAGACGGAAACGGAGCGCAGUGCAUUGGAAGUUAAGCUAAAGCAUGCUCGCAAUCAGGUGGAUGUGGAGAUUAAGAGAAGGCAACGAGCUGAGGCAGAAUGUGAAAAGCUGGAAAGACAGAUUCAGCUCAUCAGGGAACUACUGAUGUGUGAUCCGUCAGGUAGCAUUCAGCUCAGUGAGCAGCAAAAAAGCGCUUUAGCUUUCCUCAGCAACAGGACUCAUUUGUCCGCUGAUGGCAAUGGUACAAGGAGACUGUCCACGAUAGAUGAAUCUGCUUCCAUUCUGUCGGACAUCAGCUUUGACAAGACUGACGACUCCUUGGACUGGGACUCAUCUCUUGUGCGAAAUGUGAGGUUGAAAAAGAGAGAGAAACGGCGGUCAUCAAGACAUCAUGUUGAAGGACCCCCAGUUCCAUCAAAGAGAACACGUUCUUUUGGGCUAGCAAUUGAUCCGGCUAAUGACUCAAUAGUGGCAAAGACAACUGUUACUGUUCCAAAUGAUGGAGGUCCCAUUGAAGCUGUAUCAACUAUUGAGACUAUACCAUACUAUACACGGAGUCGUAAGACGGCCCAAUUACAGCCCUGGGGUAGUGACUCCAGUUUAAUGAGCAGACAGCACGAUGAUAGAAUUGAAACUGACAGCUGCAAAACUCCACAAGGUGCAGGGAUGCGGCUGCAUGAUUUUGUGUCAAAAACGGUGAUCAAACCAGAGUCGUGUGUCCCAUGCGGUAAACGAAUCAAAUUUGGAAAGAUAUCCUUGAAGUGUCGGGAUUGCCGUGUUGUAUCCCACCCAGAGUGCCGUGACAGAUGCCCCCUCCCAUGCAUACCUUCAUCUGGAGGUACACCAAUGCGGAUAGGAGAGGGGUCCCUUGCUGACUUUGUUCCACAUAGUUCCCCAAUGAUACCUCCUGUUGUGGUUCACUGUGUUAGUGAAAUUGAGCAGAGAGGGCUGAAUGAGACUGGACUUUAUCGAAUUUCUGGCUGUGAUCGGACAGUGAAAGAUCUGAAGGAAAAGUUUUUAAGAGGGAAGAGUGUUCCUCUACUUAGCAAGGUGGAUGACAUACAUGCCGUAUGUGGAUUCCUCAAAGACUUCUUGCGCAAUCUUAAAGAGCCUCUACUUACUUUCCGCUUAAAUAAAAUGUUCAUGGAAGCAGCUGAAAUCACUGAUGAGGGCAACAGCGUUGCUGCUGUUUAUCAAGCUGUAGAUGAGCUGCCGCCAGCCAACAGAGACACUUUGGCUUUCUUGAUGAUCCACCUCCAAAGGGUUUCACAGAGUCCAAGCUGUAAGAUGGAUGUAACUAACUUGUCAAAGGUGUUUGGGCCAACCUUGGUUGGUCAUGCUGUACCUGAUCCUGACCCCAUGACACUUUUACAUGAUACUAAACGCCAACCAAAGGUUGUUGAACGGCUAAUGUCAUUACCAGCGGAAUACUGGAACCAGUUUAUGAUGGUUGAAAAUAUAGACCCUAAUAUCAUCGAAAAUACCAAUGUUUUCAACACUCCUCACACUCCAGAUAUGAAAGUAAGCAUGCUGGGACCGCUCACUACGCCUGAGCAGCAAAUUUCCAAAACCCCUUCUUCAAGCUCCCUCUCCCAGAAGAUGCGGUCCACUCUAGGCAAAAACACUCCAAAGUUUGGAAGCAAAAGUAAAUCUGCAACCAGCAUUACGAGACAAGGGAACUUUUUUGCCUCUCCCAUGUUGAAAUGAGUAGCACAGCCUUAUCUAGAGAAAGCUGAACAGAACACUGUGCCUUUUAUUGUAUACA
This is a messenger RNA of Spea bombifrons (plains spadefoot toad), 2092 nucleotides long. RefSeq names its product Rac GTPase activating protein 1 (gene RACGAP1). The transcript has 17 exons. Lineage: Eukaryota; Metazoa; Chordata; Amphibia; Anura; Pelobatidae. Gene Ontology annotation, biological process: signal transduction. The record is from RefSeq and is a predicted model, not a curated record. Bases 151 to 2034 code for a protein of 627 amino acids.